AUGCGCCAGAAGAAUCCGCCUGCCGUCAUGAGGUUGGAUGCCUCGCUGUCUCCGCCGUUGCGCAGCCACAAGAUCGGCUCUGGUGAUACCGUACAGCUUCAGAAGCCCGUCGGAUCGAUUGGGGCGCCCCCUUCGGGCACUGGCGCUCGCACAAAUACCACUGUCAGCUGUAUGCGGGGAAAUGUCAACGUUCCAACACCAAAGAGUCACACAGUGAAGCGGUUUUCAACUCCAAGGCGCACCGAUAUCCUUGACAAACCCGGCUUUCAUCAUGCCCGGCCGUUGCAACCCCUGUACAUGCCUGUUUACCCCGGCGAUGCCGCAUGGCGGCUGUCUGCCAGCCGAGGUGGGAUGACCCGAAAUGGCAGCCACAUAUCAGCGGAAUCCAAGGAGAUGAGCAUUCGAAAACUGGCUCAACCAUAG
Messenger RNA from Monosiga brevicollis MX1, 423 nucleotides. RefSeq lists its product as uncharacterized. Bases 1 to 423 code for a protein of 140 amino acids. The record is from RefSeq and is a predicted model, not a curated record. The transcript has 2 exons. Lineage: Eukaryota; Choanoflagellata; Craspedida; Salpingoecidae.